AACUUUUUUAUUGCUGAAAACUCCAGCAGGUAAAAAUGGCGUUCGUGGUGAGAUUGGUCCCUGGGGAAUGGAAAAAAGAUGAAAACGGCUUUUUCGAACACGUCUCACAGAUGGAUGGGUUUGCACUAGGAGUACGCCUGCGAGAGCAAGAUGGGUUUGCGAAAGUGGUUAUGGCGGUAAAAGAAAAGUUAGCACUGCGUCCUGAAGACGAUAUCGAGUUAACGUACCAGUGGCCACAGUGGAUGAUGGGCCCUGAUUGGAAACGUGCAAACCCGAUCGACAUAUUAGACGAUGAGGACAUGACUCUGUUCAUGGCGAUAAGAGCCGAUCUAGAUGAAGUCCAUCUGCGGAUGAGGAUUAUACGAGGUGGGACUGAGCGAAACGUUAAUAGUUAUCGGAGUAACAUGGAUCUAAGUGGCCUAAGUUCAAAAGAAAUAUCGGAUAAAUACUGGAAUAGCGCAGAAACGAGGGCUGUCUGGGGAACCGCGCUAACACAAAUGUUACGCAACAUUUCAGGUGACGCAGACGGUAUGACAACUAUGGGAAAGGAGAACGAGGUGAACAUAAGUAAAGGCGGUGAGCAGCACAACACGUAUGGAGGGGUAACCAUAAGAGACAACAUGGAAAUUACAGGCGGGACUAGCGGGACGCCACAAAAAGAAGAAAUGUGGCGAGAGAUGUGUGCAACCCAAAUGACCCUAGGAGGAACUCAAACUAAUGCAACAAACGUGGGCGACAAAGAGAAAACAGCGAGGGUCCUAGAUUUCGGAAGUAGCGGCCAGUCAAAGAGAGAUCCAAAUGCGGAUUUGCGUCUAACUCUAGCGAGUUCAGAAGCACCAGCUAUUGGGCCGCCAGUGGUCGCUUUAUCGUCAAGCGAUUCAACCUUCGGAACGCCAACCUCGCUUUCGACAAGCAUUUCUUUCAGUACCGAAGACCUAAUGGAUGAUAGUGGCUCGUCGAACAACAACAGCUUAUCGCUAUUAGGUGACGAAACACUGGCACACUUUUACUCUUAUCCUGAUGGCCCUCUGAUUGUGGAUCCUCAACCUACCACAAUGAUAGAUAAAGGCAAAAGUAUCAUGAUAGAGGACGAAUUAUCCACUAAAGAAAUAGGGAUGCCAUCAACUAACACAAGAGUAUCGGAAGUACAGAGGAAAGAGAUGAUCGUGAAGGAUACACCCGUUCCAACGGUAUUCUAUGACAGAGAUGCACCCCCAUAUUUCGACGAUCCAGGGGAGGAAGCUGCUUCGUUCCUCUCCUUCUCAGAUGCUCUCCAACGAGCCCUAAAGGAUGUUGAUUACGAAGGAGAUGACAUUUACAUCGGGAGGAUUUUUGAAACCAAAGAGGAUUGUGCAAGGAAAUUAGCCAUUCAUGCGAUUCGCCGGAAGUUCCAUUUCAUAUAUGCGAAAUCCGUGCCUAAUGUCGUGGCGGCUGUCUGCGUCAGCCAUACAUGCCUGUGGCGGGUUUAUGCAACUAAUCUGGCAGAUAGCGAUCGGUUCGAGGUAAGAAGCACAACACCAAACCACACAUGUAGCGUGGAUGCUAGCGGAGACUUCCACAAGUAAGGUUCAACGGCUGUAAUUGGGAAUUUAAUACGAACAAAAUAUAUUGGAGUAGGCAGG
Molecule: messenger RNA, 1622 nt
Organism: Arabidopsis arenosa
Lineage: Eukaryota; Viridiplantae; Streptophyta; Magnoliopsida; Brassicales; Brassicaceae
Source: the annotation of a GenBank genome assembly